AUGAAAUUAACCAACAGCUUUGCAUAUGCAAGUCUUAAAAUACCCAAGAUGAAGCGAUCGAAUUCAUUGUACUGUACAUCAUCGUUUCACUGCAAAACUAUGCCUUCUCAAGAACAAAAGCCACACUUUAUCCUGUUUCCAUUGAUGGCCCAAGGCCACAUGAUCCCCAUGAUGGACAUCGCAAAAUUAUUAGUGCAACGCACUGUUACUGUGACUGUAGUCACCACGCCACAUAACGCAGCUCGUUUCUCACCAAUCUUUGAUUGUUAUCUUGAGUCUGGAUUCCCUAUUAGAUUAGUUCAACUUCAAUUCCCAUGUGAAGAAGCUGGAGUACCCGAAGGAUGCGAGAAUCUCGAUACGAUACCUUCACUCGGCACGGCCCCGAGUUUCUUCAAAGCAACAAGUCUUCUACAACCACAGGUGGAACAAGUCUUUGAAGAGUUAUCACCACCACCAAGCUGCAUAAUCUCUGAUAUGUGUUUGCCAUAUACAUCCCAUAUCGCCAAAAAAUACAAUAUCCCAAGGAUUUCUUUUGUUGGAGUAAGCUGCUUUUACAUUUUGUGUGCGCAUAAUAUACAUAUCCAUAAUGUUAGGGAGAACAUAGCAUCGGACUCGGAAUACUUUGUUUUGCCGGGUAUCCCUGACAAGAUUGAGAUGACUAUGGCACAGGCUGGACAUCCCAUGAAUGAAACCUGGAAACAGAUUAAUGAAGAAAUAAUAGCUGCUGAAAUGACUAGUUAUGGGAUAAUCAUGAAUUCUUUUGAAGAGUUGGAGCCAGCAUAUGCAAGGGAUUACAAGAAGGUCAGGCUUGAUAAAAUGUGGUGCAUAGGCCCUGUGUCACUUAUUAACAAGGAUCACUUGGAUAAGGCUCAAAGAGGUAGGGCCUCAAUUGAUGUGUCCCAACAUCUAAAAUGGCUUGAUUCUCAAAAGGCAGGGACUGUAAUCUAUGCAUGCCUUGGAAGCCUGUGCAAUUUAACACCACCCCAGUUGAUAGAGCUUGGUUUGGCCUUGGAAGCAUCAGAAAGACCCUUCAUUUGGGUAAUCAGGAAAGGAAGUUAUUCAGAAGGAUUGGAAAAGUGGAUUGAGGAAUAUGGAUUUGAGGAAAGGACAAAUGGUAGAAGCCUUCUCAUUCGGGGCUGGGCUCCCCAGUUGUUAAUAUUAUCACACCCUUCUAUUGGAGGGUUCAUAACGCACUGUGGUUGGAACUCAACCUUGGAAGCAAUAUGUGCGGGUGUUCCAAUGGUUACGUGGCCACUUUUUGGUGACCAGUUCUUAAAUGAAAGUUUAGUGGUGCAUGUUCUAAAAGUUGGAGUAAAGAUUGGGGUGGAAAUUCCGAUGAUAUGGGGCAAUGAAGAGGAAAUUGGUGUGCAAGUGAAGAAGGAAGAUGUUGAAAGGGCAAUUGUAGAGAUAAUGGAUGUGACAAGUGAAAGUGAAGAAAGAAGAAAAAGGUUAAGAGAGUUUGCAGAGAUGGGUAAAAGAGCCGUGGAGAACGGGGGAUCCUCUGAUUCUAAUGUGACAUUGCUUAUCCAGGAUAUCAUGCAAAAAACCAAGGGAGAUGCUUAA
Molecule: messenger RNA, 1563 nt
Organism: Sphenostylis stenocarpa
Lineage: Eukaryota; Viridiplantae; Streptophyta; Magnoliopsida; Fabales; Fabaceae
Source: the annotation of a GenBank genome assembly